This is a messenger RNA of Dromaius novaehollandiae (emu), 1994 nucleotides long. It is a transcript of the gene ORMDL1, whose product is annotated as ORMDL sphingolipid biosynthesis regulator 1. Bases 127 to 588 code for a protein of 153 amino acids. The transcript is spliced from 4 exons. The record is from RefSeq and is a predicted model, not a curated record. Gene Ontology annotation, cellular component: endoplasmic reticulum membrane. Gene Ontology annotation, biological process: sphingolipid biosynthetic process; intracellular sphingolipid homeostasis; ceramide metabolic process. Lineage: Eukaryota; Metazoa; Chordata; Aves; Casuariiformes; Dromaiidae.
GGGCGGCCGGCGGCCCCCAGCUGCGGCGGCGGCGGCGGCGGCGCCCCAGUGCCCCGCGGCGGCGGCAGGCGGAGCCCGGCGCGGGCGGGUUGGCGGCGGCGGCGGCGCUGCCGGCACAGGGCAAAAAUGAACGUCGGAGUUGCCCACAGCGAGGUAAAUCCUAACACGCGGGUGAUGAACAGUCGAGGAAUGUGGCUGACGUACGCGCUCGGAGUCGGCUUGCUGCACAUCGUCUUGCUCAGCAUUCCCUUCUUCAGCGUCCCUGUUGCGUGGACUUUAACAAACGUGAUUCACAAUCUGGGAAUGUAUGUGUUUUUGCAUGCAGUUAAGGGAACUCCUUUUGAGACACCUGAUCAGGGGAAAGCUAGGCUACUAACACACUGGGAGCAGCUGGAUUAUGGAGUACAAUUUACAUCUUCAAGAAAAUUCUUCACAAUCUCUCCUAUAAUACUGUACUUCCUGGCAAGUUUCUACACGAAGUACGAUCCAACGCACUUUAUCCUCAACACGGCCUCCCUCCUGACGGUGCUCAUCCCCAAGCUGCCGCAGCUGCAUGGCGUCAGAGUCUUUGGCAUCAAUAAAUACUGAGCAGAAGGUGCGACGCCAACCAGCCCUGGCACUGCUGUGGCUUCUCUUCCGGAGAAGGAAAUGAGUAGUUUGCUGCUGUGCCGCUUAUCUGAUAAUACUCAGUGAGAGAUGCUUUUACCUCUGAGAUCCAGUUACUACUUCUUGCGACCUUGUCUGGAAUGAAAGUUGAGUUUGUAAAAAGAUGCCUCCAAAUACUUAAAUGUGAAUUGGAAACCUCUAGAAGAAAGAUUUCUGUGAGGAACUGGGUAGGCCCAGCUCUAUAGUGUAAUCAGCACUACGACGAUAUGUAUGUCUGGCUGAUGCAAGUGACUGGUAAAGAAGGUAUGAGUAACUGUUGAAAUGGAGAGCAGUGUGUCACAACCACCCAAUCAACUGUAGUACAAAUGGCAACUUAAUAUUUAAAUCCAGAAUCCAUAAUUUAAAGGACUGGUGAGGCUGCAUUCUUGGGUUACAUAAAAGUAGCUAGUUACUGCUUUUGGGGUUGUAAAUCGUUUUGUUUUGUUACUGCAUGGGAAAAGUUUGUCUCAGUAAAUACUGUGAUAGCUAGUAUAACCUGAUGGUAUAAUCAAUGCCUUAUUUUUCCUGUGAUCUUUGUCACAAAGACUGAAAGUCCUUAACUGUCAGCUCAGGAGAUUUCUACGUCAACCUGAUUAGCUUAAUUUACCUAUGCUUCUACAGGUUGCCAAGGUUGUUCUUGUUCUGUUUCAUUUUUGCUUUCCGGCAAAAAUGAAACAUCGAUUUUCCGUGUGUAAAUGAGACAUCCUGAAAAGCUGAAAUUUCUUUUAAGUUGGAUGUUUGACUAUUUUCUCUGGUACUUGACUUAGAGAUUGUAUUUCAGUAGUUGAGAGGCCUGUGAUGGUGGGGGAACGGUCGCUGCCGUUGUAGAAGCAGCUCCAUUAGAGAGUAACAGUGUUAAACUAUGUGAGAGGAACUGUGUAGAUCAUAAGUUAGAGUAGAAGCCCAACUAGAAAUAGGCAAGUAGGCAAAUCGUAUGGCCUAGCUGUAUGUGUUUGCAGAAAAAGAUGUAAAUAAUUUGCAUGUCUUGGAAAUGUGCAGGAAUGCAGCAUUUUAAGGGUACUGUGUGGUAUUGAGUAAUCUUCUAUGUAAUCGGCUCUGGAACUAGAGCGAAGGAGGUACCUCUAGAGCACUGAGCACUUAUUCCGGUAUCUUGGAAAAAAGGUAAAUUUUUAAAUCUACCAAGUGGCUGCCAGCUGAAAAUGGAUUAGACAGAAGACUCCAUUCAAGACUUCAGAGGUGACUUUUUAAUUUCUAGUAUCAUGGCCCUGAUUUACAUUUUGGUUGCAAUGACAGCCUGUGAGAGGGGGAAAAAAAAGCCACAGUGGCGUAUUUCUUUUCAUGUUAGAGAAUUUUUGGAUUACUUACUUGAUAAAGAUGCUAUAAAAAUA